AUGACGUCGUCAUCGCCUUUACUGCCGUCGACAACAGCCGUGGUACCGAUAGCGAAUGUCGAAACAAAUACGACGACGAAAAAACAAUAUUUAUGUUUAUUUUCUGUUAUUACUGCUGGAUUAUUAGAUGAUGAUUUAGGUUCUGAUGAGCAGGAAAUUACUGAAAUGAUCAAUCUUGUUAUCGAUGUAGAUCAAAAACGGAUGGUUGCUCUGCAUCGACAAUAUAUACGACCAUUACAUAUAGACAAUUUAACUGAUGAAUCAAAAGAAGCAAGUGGAGUUGAUGAAAAUUUAUUAUUUACAUCAGACAUUGAUAUCGAAGAUGCAUUAAGAAAAUUUGAUACAUUUUUACGUAGUCAGUAUUUACAUCCAGAUUUUAAUGUUAAUUUUACAUUUGUUUGUGAGAAUUGUCUUUAUUUACGUCAAUGUAUUCAUCCAGAAAGUAUUAAAAAAGGAACUAUGCCUUUACCAAGUUAUUAUUGGUCAUAUUUUGAUCUGAGACAUGAAUUUGAACAUAUGUACACAACAACUGAAUGUCAUAAUAUAAAAGAAAUGCUUGAAAUUGAUGAAACAGAUUAUUGUAUGCGUCAUGUUAGGAACAUGGAAUUAAUUAUUUAUCAAAUGUUGAAUGAUGGACAUCGUUUCGAAAAACCAGAAUAUAUCAUGACUAACUUACAACAAGGCCUAUGUUCAUUGGAAGAUAAUAUUGAAGAAAGUACAGUUGUUCGAGCACGUGGUUUACCAUGGCAAUGUACUGAUCAAGAUGUAGCUAAAUUCUUUCGAGGUCUUGAUAUUGAAAAGGGUGGAGUUGCCUUGUGUCUUAGUAGUCAAGGCCGUCGUAAUGGAGAAGCAUUAGUUCGUUUUGUUACAGCUGAACAUCGAGAAUUAGCACUUCGUCGACAUAAACAUCAUAUUGGCCAACGUUAUAUUGAAGUAUAUAAAGCAUCAGGACGCGAUUUUCUUAAUGUUGCUGGAGGUAAAUAUGUAUUUAAUUUUCUUCUCUCUUUAUCCAUUUAUUUAAUCGACUUCUCGUCUUUUUUUUUUUACAAAACUAUGUGAAAUUCAUUUCUCAGGUAUCACUACCAUUUUCAAAUGCUUUCAGUCAAGUGCUUCACACAUGCACAGACACAUACAUAAUAACGAAAGAAUAAAACGAGUAGAAGAAGAAGAAAAAAGAGCUUCCUCUUGUGAAAGCAAAUAUUAUUUAUUUGUUGUUGUUGUUGGCUUAAACUACAGAUCAUCUGAUAUGUCAUUUUACUAUAUACAUGAAAGAAGAAGAAAACGGAUUCAUAGUUUAUUUGAUGGCCAGUAUUCUUAUUCUACUUUGAGCUUCCGGGGGGAUCGAAUUCGUUCUAUUUGACAAAAGGUCGUCGAUCAUUAGUGAAUGACAACAUUUCGAUCUUAGUAGGUUAUGCAAAUAAGAAAGUAAACGAGAUAAGAAAAAGAUAGAGGGAGAGAGAGAAAGUUGACGAACUUCUAUAUUUAUUUGAGGAUUUAAAAGAUUCACUUGCGAAUAAAUAACUACUAUAUACGAAAGAAAGACAGAAUAAAAAAUAGAAAUAGACAGAGAAAAGUAAAAGAAAAGAAUGAACGAUUGUAGCGCAUAUCAUUAUCAAAUUGCGCUCAACUCAUGUCUAUGUCUAUAUGUCUGAUGUCUCGAUAAACAGAAAAAAAUACAUGUAUCAGACAUCGAUACAGAUGAGUUUUGUCAAAGAAAAAUAUUGAAAGAAACAUAAGGACUAAGCUAAUCUCUUUUAUUUUGUUGUCGAUCAUCGCGUAUCUAUAUCGAAGGUAAAUAAUUAAAAGUUUCUUCGAUGUAUAGAUGUUCUUUUGCUAAUAUCAUUAUCGUUGUCCCAUUAUGAUCAUCAUCACAAAUAGAAGGACAAAAACAGAAAAAAAAAGAAAGAGAUUGAAAGGACAAUAAUGAAAUAGACUCGUUUUCUUAUUCUUCUUUUUCCUUUAUCGAAAAGAAGAAGACGAGAAAAAGAGAGAGAAGGGGAGAGGGAGAGAGAGAGAGAGGGAGAAUGCACACUUGUCAGUCAUCAUGUAUGUGUGUUCAAGCUACUAAUAUAUCUGUCAACCGAACGACAACAACGAAAAUUUAUCGUUCUUACUACUACUGUUGAUGCUUGUCAGACGUGUUAAAUACUUUACUACUUCGAUCCGAUGUUCUUUCUUCAUCACUUAUUCUCUCUUUUUCUCUAAUCGAAAGUAGUGGUAAAUAAUUGACGCCGGUAAGGUGUCCCUCUCGCAUUCUCUUUCUUAAACGUUGUGCACAAAAAAAAAGAAGAAAAGAAAUCACGUCACACAUAAACACGCGCAACAAAUUCUCUAAGGUUUUACUCUGCUCACAUAUACACUCACACACAAACACUACAUUGUUCAAUGUGAAAUCUUUCGUAUAUAUAUAUACACCUACCAAUGGGCAAUACAAAAGGCGUGUCUUACAAUGGCAAUUUAUAUUAUCAUUAUUUGAAUUAUCUAAAAAGUUCGUAUUUUAAAUUUCGUUUCUCUCUU
Molecule: messenger RNA, 2517 nt
Organism: Adineta steineri
Lineage: Eukaryota; Metazoa; Rotifera; Eurotatoria; Adinetida; Adinetidae
Source: the annotation of a GenBank genome assembly